Messenger RNA from Equus quagga, 4018 nucleotides. RefSeq names its product RNA polymerase I subunit B (gene POLR1B). The record is from RefSeq and is a predicted model, not a curated record. NCBI's taxonomy places the organism in Eukaryota, Metazoa, Chordata, Mammalia, Perissodactyla, Equidae. The transcript has 15 exons. The coding region runs from base 49 to 3456 and encodes 1135 amino acids. Gene Ontology annotation, biological process: DNA-templated transcription. Gene Ontology annotation, molecular function: DNA binding; ribonucleoside binding; DNA-directed RNA polymerase activity. Gene Ontology annotation, cellular component: nucleus; RNA polymerase I complex.
CCCGGCGCGUGCAGAGCCGUCGCUGGCGAGCGGUGUGCUGGGGGACGCAUGGAUCCCGACGGCCGGUGGCGGAACCUGCCCAGCGGGCCUACCCUGAAGCAUUUGACGGACCCCUUGUAUGGGAUCCCGCAGGAGCAGCAAAAGCCAGCGUUGCAGGAGCUGACGCGGGCUCAUGUCGAGUCUUUCAACUACGCUGUGCGCGAGGGGCUGAGCCACGCGGUGCAGGCUAUACCACCCUUUGAAUUUGCUUUCAAAGAUGAGCGUAUCUCUCUUACUAUUGUGGAUGCUGUCAUCAGUCCACCCACCGUUCCAAAGGGGAGCAUCUGCAAAGAUCUCAGCAUUUAUCCAGCAGAAUGCCGGGGCCGAAGGAGUACCUACCGGGGAAAGUUGACAGCUGAUAUCAGCUGGUCAGUGAAUGGAAUCCCAAAAGGCAUCAUUAAGCAGUUUCUUGGCUAUGUUCCCAUCAUGGUGAAGUCUAAGCUUUGCAACUUAUACAGCCUUCCUCCCAGAGCCCUCAUCGAGCACCACGAAGAAGCAGAGGAAAUGGGAGGCUAUUUUAUCAUCAAUGGCAUUGAAAAAGUCAUCCGAAUGUUGAUCAUGCCUCGGAGAAAUUUCCCCAUUGCAUUGACAAGACCAAAAUGGAAAACCAGAGGGCCUGGCUAUACUCAGUAUGGAGUUUCAAUGCACUGUGUGAGGGACGAACAUUCUGCUGUCAACAUGAACCUUCACUACUUGGAAAAUGGCACAGUUAUGUUGAACUUUAUUUACCGGAAAGAACUGUUUUUUCUUCCUUUGGGAUUUGUACUUAAGGCACUUGUCAGCUUUUCCGAUUAUCAGAUUUUUCAGGAGCUCAUCAAAGGAAAAGAGGAUGACUCUUUCUUCAGGAACUCUGUUUCCCAGAUGUUAAGGAUUGUAACAGAAGAGGGUUGUUCCACACAAAAACAGGUCCUUAACUAUCUAGGUGAACGCUUCAGAGUAAAACUCAACCUUCCUGACUGGUAUCCGGAUGCACAGGCUGCGGAGUUUCUGUUUAACCAGUGCAUUUGUAUCCACUUGAAAUCCAAUACUGAAAAGUUUUAUGUACUUUGUCUCAUGACCCGGAAGCUCUUUGCUUUAGCCAAAGGAGAGUGCAUGGAGGAGAAUCCUGAUAGUUUAGUGAAUCAAGAGGUCCUUACACCCGGUCAGCUCUUCCUCAUGUUUCUCAAGGAAAAAAUGGAAGCUUGGUUAGUAUCUAUUAAAAUAGCUCUAGACAAGAAGGCUCAGAAGACCGAUGUGUCCAUAAACACUGACAAUUUGAUGAAGAUUUUUAAUCUGGGAACAGACCUUACAAAACCAUUUGAAUAUCUUCUUGCUACUGGGAAUCUGCGUUCUAAAACAGGUCUUGGCUUCCUGCAAGAUUCUGGACUUUGUGUUGUGGCUGACAAGCUGAACUUCAUACGCUAUCUCUCCCAUUUCCGCUGUGUGCACAGAGGGGCAGAUUUUGCCAAGAUGAGGACCACCACAGUACGCAGGCUGCUGCCGGAGUCCUGGGGUUUCCUUUGUCCUGUGCACACCCCAGACGGGGAGCCCUGUGGUCUGAUGAACCACCUAACUGCCAUAUGUGAGGUCGUCACGCAGUUUGCGUAUACAGCAUCUGUUCCAGCCUUGCUCUGCAGCUUGGGGGUCACUCCAGUUGAUGGGGCGCCGCACCGACCGUACAGUGAGUGCUACCCUGUCCUGCUGGAUGGCGUCAUGGUGGGCUGGGUGGACAAGGAGCUCGCUCCCAGCAUUGCGGAUUCUCUCCGACAUUUUAAGGUGUUGAGAGAAAAAAGAAUUCCUCCCUGGAUGGAGGUGGCCCUCAUCCCCAUGACAGGAAAACCAAGUCUGUACCCAGGAUUGUUCCUUUUCACCACCCCGUGUAGACUGGUACGGCCUGUGCAGAACUUGGAGUUGGGCAGAGAAGAGCUAAUUGGAACCAUGGAACAGAUCUUCAUGAACAUUGCUAUCUUCGAGGAUGAGGUUUUUGCUGGAGUUACCACCCACCAGGAACUCUUCCCUCACAGCCUGCUGAGUGUGAUUGCCAACUUCAUCCCUUUCUCCGAUCACAACCAGAGUCCACGGAACAUGUACCAGUGCCAGAUGGGUAAGCAAACUAUGGGCUUUCCACUUCUUACUUAUCGAGACCGAUCAGAUAAUAAACUGUAUCGUCUUCAGACUCCACAAAGCCCUUUAGUGAGACCAUACAUGUAUGAUUAUUAUGACAUGGAUAACUAUCCAAUUGGGACGAAUGCUAUUGUUGCUGUUAUUUCCUACACUGGCUAUGAUAUGGAAGAUGCCAUGAUUGUAAAUAAGGCCUCUUGGGAACGAGGCUUUGCCCAUGGAAGUGUCUACAAGUCUGAGUUCAUAGAUCUCUCUGAAAAAAUUAAACAAGGAGAUGACAGUCUGGUGUUUGGAGUCAAACCUGGUGACCCACGGAUUGUGCAGAAGUUAGACAACGAUGGCUUGCCAUUUAUUGGAGCACAACUGCAGUAUGGAGAUCCGUAUUACAGCUACCUGAACCUCAACACUGGAGAGAGCUUUGUGAUGUACUACAAGAGUAAAGAAAAUUGUAUUGUGGAUAACAUCAAAGUGUGCAGUAACGACACUGGAAGUGGAAAAUUCAAGUGUAUUUGCAUCACAAUGAGAGUCCCUCGGAACCCAACCAUCGGAGAUAAAUUUGCCAGUCGUCAUGGGCAAAAAGGCAUCUUGAGCAGAUUGUGGCCAGCUGAGGACAUGCCCUUUACUGAGAGUGGGAUGGUCCCAGACAUUCUCUUCAAUCCUCAUGGUUUUCCAUCCCGAAUGACCAUCGGUAUGUUAAUCGAGAGUAUGGCAGGGAAGUCUGCAGCUUUGCAUGGUCUCUGCCAUGAUGCUACACCCUUCAUCUUUUCAGAGGAGAACUCGGCCUUAGAAUACUUUGGUGAGAUGUUAAAGGCUGCUGGCUACAACUUCUAUGGCACCGAGAGGUUGUAUAGUGGCAUCAGUGGGGUAGAACUGGAAGCAGACAUUUUCAUAGGUGUGGUUUAUUAUCAACGCCUGCGCCACAUGGUCUCAGACAAAUUCCAGGUUAGAACAACAGGAGCCAGAGACAAAGUCACUAACCAGCCUAUUGGGGGAAGAAAUGUCCAGGGUGGAAUCCGUUUUGGGGAAAUGGAACGGGAUGCUCUUUUAGCUCAUGGUACCUCUUUUCUCCUUCAUGACCGCCUCUUCAACUGUUCUGAUCGAUCGGUAGCCCACGUGUGUGUGAAGUGUGGUAGUUUACUGUCUCCUCUGUUGGAGAAGCCACCCCCUUCGUGGUCUGCCAUGCGCAACAGAAAAUACAACUGUACUCUGUGUAAUCGCAGUGACACUAUCGACACUGUUUCUGUGCCUUACGUUUUUCGGUAUUUUGUAGCUGAGCUGGCAGCUAUGAACAUCAAAGUGAAACUGGAUGUCAUUUAACUUGAUGCUGGCUUUUUGGGUUAGCAGAACUAUCAGAUUAAAACAAAAUGUAACUUUGGUUCAGUGAAGAUACUAGGUUACUCUGGGUUUUUUUCAAGGGUGUGAGAACUCUCAACCAAGACCUAGCAACCAAGAUUUCAAGGUUUCCAAGUCUCUCUGGUAUAAUAACUACCAAAGUUGAUUUUCAAUAUAUUUGUUCAAAAAUUCCACAAGUGUCUUCUUAAAAAAUGGUACAUUGUUAAAUAGAAGGAUACACAGGGAAAAGUCUUUCCAACCCAAGCUUCUUUGUGUCCUUUCAGCACGCAGUGACUGUCAAAUGUUCAUUUGUCCAUCUGGAGCGGAGUGGUCCAAUAUAAUGCAAGCCAUAUAUGUAAUUUUAUAUUUUCCUAUAUCCACAUUAAAGUGAAGAAAAAAGAUAGAAAUAUUUUUAACAGCUUUAUUGAAGUCUAAUUGUUUACAAAAACUGCACAUAUUUAAUAUAUACAAUUUGAUGGAUAUGAUCAUAUGCAUAUGCCUGUGAAACGAUCACUACAAUCGGGAAUAAACGUUACCUCCAAAAGUU